AUGACCAGCAAACCGGAACCAGACAAAUUGGGAAGGAACAUGAAAGCGCUGCCCUCGAACUGCCAGAAGCUGGCCGACGGCAUCCAGCAGUCGUGGAACAGAGCGAUACCGGAAAAUGACUACAUUCAGCUGGGCACGCUUCGCUAUGGAGUGCGCCUGUCCAAUACCGGGCUGCUGGAGGGCGCCAAGGCGGGCCAUGACGAUCCAGUGGUGGAAGGCACCAACGUGCGCGGGUCGAUUAACUCGUAUGAGAUUGCGAACGGAGGCAGCAGUGUGCACAGUGUGGGCGGCACGAGCAGCAUCAGCAGCGGCGACCAGCAGAACUGUUGCUGCAUCGGUUCGGGCGGCGUCGAAAUGCCUUGGACAAACACUUACUCACGUACCAAACUGCCAGUUCCUAGUAGCUUAGCUAAGAAUAGAAAAUCUUCUCCGACCGCAUCGACACCCGGGACGCCAACGACGCCGACGGCAGCGGCGACGGUGGGAGUGGACCGACAGCAGCAGCAGCAGCAACAGAUGAGGUAUCCUCCGUUGGCGCCCGGACGCAGCAGCAACGGCAACUGUCAGCUCAGUCAGUCCACGCUAACGCACGGUCACGGAAGCGACGACGACCGUGGCACGGUUUCGGGUCUCGUCGGUCUCGGCUACUCCAACGGCAGCGUGCACAAAGCCACCAUCACAAGCAACGGUAGCAAAAGCAACCGUCAUAACAACAAUAACAACAACAACAACAACAGUCACAGCUAUCACAACAGCAACACUUCUUCCGGUGCCAGCGCCAACGGCGGGCGAGGGCUUGUUGAUCAUCAGCAGGAGCGACUUCUGCUGGAGGAGCAAGAUCAGCAGCAGCAGCAGCAGCAGCAGCACGAAACAUCCCCGAGAUGCUCGACGGUGGUGUGCUGCUACAGCAACAGUUUCCGCUUGGCCAGUAGUCAGAAGAAGCAGCCGGAGCAAAGUCCCGAGCGGACGGUGCCGCAGAGCCGAAACGCCAACCGAUACCAGCGUCAGCAGCGGCGUGAUCGAACGAUCGAGUUUCCUCGCGAUCCGCCUGGAGGACGUGCCGAUGGAGCGGGGAGUGUGCGCCGACGGUUGGAAGCCGAUCUCGAGGGGGCGUACGAUGCCGACGGUUCGACGCUGGUGAUCGCGGAUCGCGCAAACCCCUUCGGCGGAUGCGAAUCAAGUGGCGUCAGCAGUGGCUAUCGGAACGACGAUGGUGGUGAUGAUUUAAAUUUAAAUUCAAGAACCGCACCACGACAAACGCAGCAGCUACACCAAGUGGGGCAGCAGCGGUGGACCCCGGCACAGGGUGGGAAAGAUGCGAACAUAAAUAAUUUCGAGAAAAGGAAAAUAUCAUCCGAUCCGCGCGCCGGCGGAGGACCGGGGAACGCGCCGAGUGCGCGAGGUGGCGAAAGAGGUGGCUUAAGGCAAAAGCAACCAUCCUUCAUCGGAGGCGAUAUUGGUGCUGACGAACUUUCCUCGACGUCGUCGUCGGUGUCGCCACGGUCAGCUUCACCGUCGGUACAGCAGGCACCUGCUCCUGGUUGGUGCGAACCUGUCCCUUCUUCCGGACACCAAGCUCACCCACCCCAAGUGGCAACGCCGUUCGGGCAACGGCGGAGAGUUCUGCAGCCACCGUCCUCGCUGCCGGUCGUGAAAUCGUACAGCUUCCAUCGCGUCGACUCCGUCGGACCAUCGACGCCUCGCUCACCUGGUCAGCUGUUCGAUUCACCUGCGGCCGUCGACUUCGCGGGCAGAAAUCGAUCGUUCCGGGCGGCGAACCACGCGAGGCGACUACAGUACGGCUACGUAGAGGGGGACGCGAGCGGCACCGAGCGGCAGAACGGACAGGGCGGGGGCGAAGGGUACCAACAGCCGUACCAUCAUCCGCACGUAACGCGCAAAUCAUCGCUGCCCGUGCUGGGCACGAGUAACGGCCCGGAGUGUGUCCUGACGCCCCGAUCGCACCGCAAGCAUCCCUGCAGCGACGCGAUCAACGAGAUACGGCUGCAGUCGCUGAACAAGUACUGCAACCAGCUGCUGAGUGGCCUCACCGGAUCGCAGCCGAACGUGCGCCCGAUCGAUGAACUGGAGGAUCUCUGUUUCAUUGACUCGUCCGAUCUGUCAUCGACCGGGGACGACACUGCUAGGGACGAUCAGGCGACGUUGGUCCUCUUGGGUCGAGGUGGUCGUGAGUGUAGGACGCAGCCGUCGAUCAUCACCACCACCACCACCACCACCACUAGAUCGGCUGUCGGCGACGAAAUAGCUGUCGGCGAGGGUGGCAGAUUGCCAGCAACGGUAGUGGACAACGGUGGGCAAACAUUAGUGGUCGCUAGUGCUGGUGUUGGUGUCGGUGUGGAUGGUACAAUUGCGAAUCGCAACAAUUACAUCGACUUGUCCUCGGAUGAGCUGGGCAGUGUGCGUGAGGCAACCGAUUCGCGACAACACAACGGCCAUCGGCCGGCAGUGGCUGCUAGGGAUCGAGUGCAGUGCGACCGUAACGACAGUAACGCCAGCGACGACUACCAAGCGGUACGUUACGGUGAGCCACGGCGGGCACUACUAGACGUACUGGCAAUCGACGCAGUCGACAUCGACAACGAACAACGUGCGGCUUCUAGUGUGCCCAGUGCCGGUGAUCGUAGCUACGUAAACCUUCCGGAAAGGCACAGUGAUACCAAUAACAAUAAUCGCCGCAAUCCUAGUGAAGGUGGUGCCGUUGAGCGGCAUCAGCAGCAGCAGCAUCAUCAGCAGCAUCAUCAGCAGCAGCAUCAACAUCAUCAGCAGCUACAGCAGCAGAAAUAUACGACUCGGUCGUCUAAUAAUAGCGCAGUGAAAAGUGUCAGUGUCGGUGGUGUCGGUGGUGGACCCGGUCGACCAGGUGGUGUCGGCGAGCAGACGCUGCCUGGUUGCCCGUCGACGGCGGAUGAGAGCUGCACGUCGCCUUACGCCGCUGGCAAGCCGCUAGUGGUCGGGUACGCUGCCACUGCCGCCUCGCCGGACAGUUCGCCUGCGCAGCACGCCGGGCUCAAUUGCUUUGGAAGAAGCAACACUCUACUCCAUGCUGCGGGCGGUAGCACAACAGCGGACAAGUCGAUAAUGGAAAAGCGCAAUAAUACACUGGACCGCUUGCAAAGGUUAGUGAAGAAAACGACAUCUGGUUCAGCUGAGAAGCAAAACAACAGUGGACCAUCAGGUGGCGGUAAUGCGGGUGCGGGUGGUAGCAAAACUGAACGACUGCGUGAGCUGACGGAGCUUCUCAAAGGAAACCGGGCUCCACCCGUGCCGCCACCCCGUCGCCCCAAACAUGCCCACAGUGUUGAUCGUAGUUUUGAGCGACCGAACGCCGCCAUCUCCACGACCAGCCUGAUCAACAUCGAUGCCGCUCUACACGGCUCGGACCGGGACGCCGAUCUGUUGCUUAAGCCGAAGGAGUCCCGCUCGGUCGACAUACCGUACCGUUUUGCGGACUCGGGUAGUUCGGGGCAACGCAUGUCGACUCCGAGCUCUCCACUGGUGGAGCACAAACCGGUGAACCUACGGGCGAAUGUAAGCACAUCCAAUCUGGAAGGAUUGCAGGUAGUACCGAAGACCGUUGGGGAUGAGUGCCGCUCGGAGACGGCCCUCAAGGACGACGAAGAGUUGUUCACGAAGCUGUCACGGCCUGAGUCGCGUACAAUCGUCGGCUCGUACACGCAGAAGACUAUCCCGUUCCGCAGUGCGUCCUUUUCUCAGGUAGACUACUCGUCCGGAAAGUACAUCCGGUCUGCGCUGGGAGCCCUGAAGAGUAGCCUGAUGAAGGGUAAGGAGCAAUCGAGCGUGGACAGCAGCACGAUACCUCGACAGAGUCAGGGUGGCAACAAGGUGGAAACGGCGCGCAGCUGUAGUCCUACGGAAUUAUGUGGAGGAGCAACUGUCGCUCCCGCGGAUGACACGGACGUUGCAAAGUUGACCAUCAAAAAGACGGAACUAAGUAUAAACUUGGCGCCCUUGGAUGACUAUGGGCGAUUCUUUGACGAGCGGAUGGAGGGGAAAGAUCUCGCGUCGAACCGAAAUUCGGAUAUUGAGACCAUCGUGGAAGACCCGGUGGCGGAGCACAUCGAGAACGUGGAGAAUGCGGGUCAGCUGCAGGCCAGCAUCAGUGUCCUGGAAGCGUCCGAGAUGGUGCUGGAAUCGCCAGUCGAGGAAGGCAUCCCGAUCACGCCGUGCGCGCUCGCUAAAGAUGAUGAGUGUCUUCAGCAGGCAACCACCUGCUUGAUACCGGUUCCGGUGUAUGAUUGCGUGGUGAGCGAGUGGAGUACAGCGCGACCCUCGGAGCAGUGGAUCGAUGCAUCCAUGACGGAGUACGGUCGGUACUCGGACGCACUGGAUAGCAUUAAAGAGGUGAAUGAGGGUGCCAUCGGGGAUAUUACGAGCGCACUGUCAGCAGAGCCAAUGCUCGAGCUAGAGGACUCCGUCCGGAGCUUCCACCCAGAGCAGAUCGUAGUCGAGCAGCCGCCGCAAGUGAUCGAGCCGCAAGUUAGUGUGGAAAUGUCCGAAGAUGGUGGUGACGGUGAUGAUCAAGAUGUAAUGCUUCGUACCCCGCCAGUGUCUAUCAUCUGUACCGAGCCGGAAAGCAACGAGUUUACGACGAUCGUAGACGGUUCGGCUACGCACAAAGUAUCGGUGGUGUUAGGUGACGGACAGGACGUAGAGGUUGUUGAGGUUCGCAAGCGUCACAGUAACAACGAGGACGCCGGAGACCCUCAGAGCAGCCGACUGUCGAACGAUGUGGACGAGAAGCGGCGCCUUGAGAGUCGAAAGUCACGUCGGAAAGGUAUCUACAUCCAAUGGCCCGCGAUCGACGGGAACAACGAGCUCGAGUCGGACAACAACGACGGCGGUGGUGCGUCGACGGCUGGGGUCGAUGGUGAGGGCAGUGUCAGUUGGAACCCCGACAGUCUUGGACAGGCGAUCGAGAAGGACUCCAGCCUUGAUCUAAGCGGCGAAAGCUUUACCGAUCUAAGCGGAAAGGAACCGGUAGAUCGGGAACACACUGUCCACUCACCCGACCGAUACCUCGAUCCGACAACGCCCGACUCGGACCCGGGCAAGCCAGUGUGGCCGAAAAGUACCCGCCGGCAGAGCCUUACCUAUCUGAGCUCGGAUGAAAAGGACGACCAACUACCAGCACCGACCCUUCCGGUGCGUUCAUUGAAGACGCUGUUCCUGCGAUCGGAUUCGGUGUCGGACAACGAGAGCGAUCGGGCAUCAUCUCGAGAUCGAACCAGCGCUUCACCUGCACCCGGAGGUGCCGAUGCUGACCUGAAGCGCUACUCAAAGAGGCCACUACGUGGUCCAUACGGUCAGAUGCUGGAGGCGGAGAUGAAGAAACCGACCACGAAGGUCCAGUACAAUGAAAUUCUCGAAGAACUCACACGCAAUGAAGGACACGCAGUAGGAGCGGUGAUGUCAAGGCACCGAGGCGCCGGCAGUCAGUCGAUGGACGAAACGAACGAUCGGCACUCGGGAAAGACUUGCAAACCACGGAAAACCAGCGCGAACCUUCCAGUCCCCACGCACGUGCGCACCUCCUCCAGUCCCUCGAAGCUGUCCGAUUCAUCUGUCAGUCCUUCCAAGCGGUACCUCGGUAACAUCGAGCAGCGCAGUACGGACUCGGAAAAGUCGGAUCGGUCGGGUACCGCUGGAGCCGUGGGGAAGCUGGAGAACAAGAAGCUAUCCCUUGACAGUCACCUACCGGACCGGUCGGUGAAACGGGGUGGCUCGGAUGGUCACGAGAAGUCUAGCAAGCGCAGCGUCUCCAGCGCUAGCGACAAGCAGCAGAAGCGAAGCCUGGACGAGGUACGUUUGUCGCAAAACAGUCGAACGCCGUCGGAACGUAGCUUCACUCUGAACACGCCGGAAACACCGAAAGGAGGUCUGUCAGCCUCUCCGGAGUUGCUGGCGGAGCUGCUGAAGGGCUCGAGCGAGAAGCUCAUCACCGAGCAGCUGACGACGGGAGGUGGCAACGGCGGGGUGAAUGCGAGCAAUGCACUCCCGUCUGCCGUGCUGAAUUGUUUGGAUACACGAACACACGUGGUUGUUGAGUUGUUUAACACCGAAAAGUCGUACGUUGAAUCUCUGCAGACGAUUGUGCUGAAAUAUCUAAAUCAACUGAAGUCACCGGAAAAUUCAGGCCUUGUGGACGUGCAGACGGUCGACGAAAUAUUCUUCAUGGUUCCCGCCAUUCUCAAUAUCCACGAGCGGUUUUUGGAGGAACUACGACGUCGCCUGGACUCUUGGGACAAGAUGCAAGUGAUAGGGGACGCGUUCGUUGAUGUUUUCUCCCGACCGACAAUACUCGACACGUACACAUCGUUCGUCAACAACUGGAAUCGAGCGAAGGACGCCAUCCGGAGUGCGAGGCAAAAGUGUCCCGCGUUUGCCAGGUUCCUGGAGGCCAUGGCGCGCGAACACAAGGGCAAACUGUCGCUAGACAAUCUGCUGAUAAAACCCGUACAAAAGUUUCCAAACUACGAACUUAUAUUCACAAGACUGAUCAAGCACACCGAUGUGGCGCACCCCGACCAAAAGCCGCUGCAGGAAGCUUUAAAACUAGUGCACGAUAUUCUAAUAUUUCUCAACUGCAAGGAGAAGGAAGCCCUGGAGAACGGGCAGCGCGAGACGGCCCUGCGGGAGCUGGAGGGCGUGAUCGAGGGUAUGAACGACCUGGUGACGCCCGAGCGUGCCUUCCUGCUGUUCGACCUGGUGUCGAUGCCGUCGGGGCAGGUGACGCGCAAGGAGCGUGGGUUCUUCCUCUUCAACGACCUGCUAGUGAUAACCAGCAUCAAGCGAAGGAGCGGCACAAUCCGAAAAACGAACAUGACUUGUCCGGGCAGCGUAGCAUCGACACUCGAUACGAACAAGUACAAGUAUCUGACGAAGAUCUCUUUGGAUGAUUUGGAGAUUGUAAAAUCUAAAGAUGAAAACGUUAGACGAAUCAUGAAGGAGAUCGAACAUCUGACCGAGGACAGUGGCAAGCUGAUACAGAUAUCCGACCUCACCGCCAGUCUCCGGUGUCCCCAUGCAUCCCUGGAGGAAGCGAUUCGGGAGCUGCAGCGGGACAUUCAACGUCAGCUGGCCGAGCGCCAAACGAACGAUGCUCAGCUGAACGUUCUCGAGCUAACGUGGAACACUUCAAGCGGCAUCCAGAACAUGACGGUAGUGUUUUCGAAGCCGGAAAAGCGUACCCAGUGGGAGGAAUUUUUCGCGGAGGCAAAGCAGAAGCUUGCCAACAGCCUGGAGCGUAGUCAGAUACCGGAGUUCUUCGUAUCGGUCCCAAUCCGGAAGACGAGGGCCGGCCUUCAGUUUACCUGUGCCUCGCCAACGCUCGGCUCGCAGAAGGACGUGUGGGUAUGCAACAGCGAUGGGUACGUCGGACAGGUGUGCGUGUUGAGCCUGGUACCGGAACCGUCGGUGACGAGCUGCAAUGGAGUGUGCAACGCACGGAUACUCUGCGUGGCGUCCGUUCCGGCAAGUGAAGAACGGCCAACCAGUUCAGCGCUUGUGAAUGUGAAUAUAUCAAUCAUAGACGCGUCCAGUGGGGGUGGGCUGCCCAAACCAUGUAAUUCCGUAGUCAAUUCUCCUUGCAAAAGUUCCGAUCGCAAGGGAUCGUUCAAGUCCACCGACGGGGCCAGUGGGCGCCAAGGCAUCAACAGUGAAUCGAACGUUCAGCUUGAUUCGGGCAGUUCCAGUGAUGAUUCCGAGGCAGAGAGUCAACCGGAACGGGGUGCCCCAAGUCCUUCGGGCUCGUCGUUGACUCCGAACCAUCGGCAGCAGGACUCCAGUACCAGUACCGUCGCGGAUGGAGAACCCGAUAACCAACAGUCGACCAUGUGGCUCGGUACGGAGGAUGGAUGCAUACACGUGUACAACUGUACGGACAAUAUUCGGAUCAAGAAGAACAAGAUCAAAAUACCGCACGUGAGUGCGGUGUACUCGAUACUGUAUCUGGACAAUCGCGUGUUCGUCUCGCUGGCGAACGGCGAUAUUUGUGUGUAUUCCCGGGACAGAGGUGGUUGGAACGUGUCCUCCCCAUUAACGGUGACGGUGGGUACCGUAAGCAAUCCGGUGGUCAAGCUCCUUAACGUGCACGGGAAGCUGUGGUGUGCGAUACAGGGUUCGAUAAAAGUAUUAAACACGAAAAGCCUACAGAUCGAUAGUCAAAUUCAAAUCUCCGACGACUCGAAGCCUAUCACAAACAUGACAGUAUUAAACGACUACGUCUGGAUAUCGGUGCAGAACUCUGCCCACAUCAAAUGUUGCCAUCACGAAAGCUUUGAAGUUAUCUUCGAGGUGAACUUAGCUCCGUCGGUCAACAAAAUGCUAUCGAACUGUGAUGACAUCAUCCGACAGCACAAGGCGGCCUGUUUGCGUGUGACGUCUCUGCUCGCCUGCAAGGAUCUCAUCUGGGUCGGUACGAGCGCAGGUGUGCUGCUUACCAUCGCUGCCCAUAGUGUUGCCAAGGGAUCCUCGCUGCCGAUUGUGACCGGUAUACCACAUGGUCACACUGGCCACGUGCGGUUUCUCACGUACGUCGAGUCACCGGACGGGGAGGAACCGGAUCGGGACGGACCAUCGUCGACUCAAGCGGGAGGAAAAUCCAAACCACCUUCUCAGGAGCUGCUGGUAAUAUCCGGUGGCGACGGGUACGAGGACUUCCGGAGUGCAGGAAAUAACACCAUGAGCGAGGUGGCUGGCCGCGAGGACAGCACGAACCACCUGCUACUCUGGAAGGUGUAAUGGAAGGAGUUGGAUGCCUCGUGCCGUGCUUGGUACUGUGCGGUUCCAGUGUCUACGUAGGCUAAACACACGAACCGGCUCAA
Anopheles coustani is the source of this 8864-nucleotide messenger RNA. RefSeq lists its product as uncharacterized. The coding region runs from base 1 to 8781 and encodes 2926 amino acids. Gene Ontology annotation, molecular function: protein binding; guanyl-nucleotide exchange factor activity. Gene Ontology annotation, biological process: actin cytoskeleton organization. The record is from RefSeq and is a predicted model, not a curated record. The transcript has 18 exons. Lineage: Eukaryota; Metazoa; Arthropoda; Insecta; Diptera; Culicidae.